AUGAAUUAAUCAUCUAUUAUAUUGGAAGAGAAUAAAUAUCAUUCUGCUUAAUAAGAAGAAGAGGAACGUAUGUUGACUGCCAAAGCAUGUGAUUUAAAGAAAGCUUUGAUUUAUAGGAGAUUUUAAUAAAAUGAAAGAAAGGAAGAGUUGGAAGAUAUAAAUUAAUUAUUUGAUGAAAGAUAGUUAAAUAUUUUGAAUGAUCUUGCUAAUGAUAAUGGAAAUUAUGAAGAAUAAAAUUAAAUUGCAACAUUAAGAUAAGAAGUUAAUAAAAAAUUGUAAACAGUAAUGGAACAUGGUUUGAAACGACAUUCAAUAUACAUUAUUAAAAAACCUGUAGAAAAUAAAAUAAGAUUUUAAAUUGAAGUUUUCAAACCAGAAGAUAAAUUUAGAAUUUUUUGGGAUUUAUUUACCAUGUUGAUCAUUUUUUUUGCAAUUUUAAUUUUACCUCUUGAUAUAAGUUUUACAAUUGAAUCACUAUUUUUUGAUAAUUUCAAUUAUGCCUCAAUAGCAAUAUUCAGUUUAGAUAUUCUAAUCAAUUUUAAUACAUCAUAUUAAUAAAAGGGUUAAUAUAUAAUAGAUCGUAAACUUAUAGCCAAACACUACUUGAUGGCAUGGUUUUGGAUAGAUUUAGGUAUAUAUUAUUAUAAAAUUAAUUUUAGUUUCAACAUUUCCUUUUGAUAUCAUUAUUAAUGCAUCUACAUAAGAAAUUAUACAUUCUGAUGAAAUUGAUGAAACAUAAAUAAAAAAUGGUUAGGAUCAAUAAACAUAAUCAGAAUAAUUAGCUAAUACUUUAAAAUUAUUGAGAAUUUUGAAAUUUUUUAGAUUUAUAAAAGUAGUUAGAUUACUAAGAGUAUUAAAAUUAAAAAAGAUAUUUUCUAAAUUUGAAGAUUAUGUUGAUUUUUCAAAUUCUAUGAUUUCACUUUAUAAAGUGUUAAAAUUAACAUUUAUAAUGCUAUUUGUAGCACAUUGGUUGGCUUGUAUAUGGCAUUUCAUAGCUGAUUAAGAAAAUUCAUCAGAUAGUCAUAGUUGGUUAAGAGCUUAAGGUUUAUAAGAUAGUGAUUGGUAUGUGAAAUAUAUAGCAUCAGUAUAUUGGGCAACAGCAACAAUGACUACUGUAGGUUAUGGAGAUAUCACUCCAGUAACAUCAGUAGAAAAGAUAUUUGGUAUAGUAGUUAUGUUAUUGGCAUGUUGUAUAUUUGCAUAUAUAAUGAAUAGUAUUGGUGGUAUAUUUGUAUCAAUGGAUUAUAAUGAGAAAUUGAUUAGAUAAAAGAUGGGUUAAGCAAAUUAAUUUCUGAAAUCAAAUGAUAUUCCUAAAGAUUUAUAGGCUAGAGUAAGAAAAUACUUAGAAUACAAAUAUGAAAAGGAAUCAACAUAAGUAAAUGAAAAGGAAGCUUUGGAUGUCUUAUCAUAUUCUUUAAGAGUAGAAGUAUUAGCUGCAGUUAAUACAGAUUUAAUCAAUAAUUCAAAAGUAUUUAAAUAGAACAAAUUUGAAAAAGAACUUUUAUUACAAUUGCCAUUUGAAUUAGAAGAAUAGAUCUUUGGUCCUGAAGAAUGUAUAUUUUUAGAAGGUGAUGAUCCUAUUGAAUUAGAAAAUGGGUAAAAUAUUGAAGAUAGAUGUCUAUAUUUUCUCAAUAAAGGACAGGUUAUGCUUUGUAUUUAAAAAACCUUUACUUGUUUAAAGACAUUAGAUAAAGGAGCAACCUUUGGAGAACUUGGAUUUUUUAGUAAUAAAUCAAGAAGUGCAUCAGCAUAUACUCUUGAUUUUGUUUAUGUAUAGAAAUUAAAAAAAAAGAAAUUCACAGAGAUUUUAAAAAAAUAUUAGACUCAAAAUCAAUUUUUUUAAAUGAAUAAACAUAUUAUUGAAUUAGGUGAAGAUUAUUCUCCUCUUGGAUUACCUUGUUUUGGGUGUUAAUAAAUCAAUCAUUUUUCUUCUACUUGUCCAAAAUUACAUUUUGUUUCUAAUUAUGAUAGAAAAUAGGAAUUAAUAUUGGAAUUAUAAUAAAAAUAAAAGAAAUUCACUAAAGAAUUUAAAAGACAUGAAAAAAUUAGAUAUAAUUCAAGAGGUUGUUUUGCUUUGACUAAUGAAGUUGCAAAUGAAAUCAAAUAAGUUUAUUCUGGAUAAGAAGAAGGAGAUGAAGAUAGAUUAAUUAAACUUUAAUAGUAUUUAUUUUUUAAUAAAUUAGACGUAAUGAAGAAGAGCCAACUUAAGAAGGUUUUGAAGUAAUGGAAAAUCAAAAAGAAAUUAAAAGUUAAUAGUAAGAUGAAUUUGAGAGAAUGCAUAUAAUGACUGCCUUUUUUACUUAAUUCAACAUUGAUGAAAUUAUGAAAAAUUACAAUGAAAGAGUUGAUAAUAUUCUUAAUUUACAAUAAUAAGCAUAAGAACGUAGUAUUAGAACAUAAUAUCAUUCAAUCAAAUCUAAUACUAAAAAAUCAAGAAUAAGAUCUAUGUCUGCUGAACGAGCUGUGUAUUUUGAAAAACUAAUUGAAAAAUAUGGAGGACCAUCAUAAUUUUUAGAAAAGUUAAAUUAAGAUAAUUGA
Paramecium pentaurelia is the source of this 2538-nucleotide messenger RNA. The record is from the annotation of a GenBank genome assembly. NCBI's taxonomy places the organism in Eukaryota, Ciliophora, Oligohymenophorea, Peniculida, Parameciidae.